This is a messenger RNA of Symphalangus syndactylus (siamang), 5042 nucleotides long. Its product is annotated as serpin B6-like. Gene Ontology annotation, biological process: negative regulation of endopeptidase activity. The record is from RefSeq and is a predicted model, not a curated record. Gene Ontology annotation, cellular component: cytoplasm. NCBI's taxonomy places the organism in Eukaryota, Metazoa, Chordata, Mammalia, Primates, Hylobatidae. Gene Ontology annotation, molecular function: serine-type endopeptidase inhibitor activity.
GGGAACUAAUACCGGGCGCCGCUCCGACAUCUCUAUUCCCGCCUCUCCGACCAGGUCUUACCUCGCUCCUGGGCAGCUGCGCGGAGAACUGGGGCUCACCAUCAUGGAUGCACUAUCAGAAGCAAAUGGCACAUUUGCAUUAAACCUUUUGAAAAAGCUAGGGGAAAACAACUCCAACAUGUUUUUUUCACCCAUGAGCAUGUCGUCAGCCUUGGCCAUGGUCUUCAUGGGGGCAAAGGGAAACACCGCAGCUCAGAUGUCUCAGGCACUUUGUUUUAGUAAAAUCAGAGGUGAAGAUGGAGAUAUUCACCGAGGUUUCCAGUCACUUCUUGUUGCAAUUAACAGCACUGACACUAAAUAUGUGCUUAGAACUGCCAACGGGCUCUUUGGAGAAAAGUCUUAUGAUUUCCUCACAGGUUUUACAGAUUCCUGUGGCAAAUUCUACCAAGCAAAGAUAAAACAGCUUGACUUUGUGAAUGAUACAGAGAAGUCCACAACACAUGUAAACUCCUGGGUUGCUGAUAAGACUAAAGGUAAAAUUACAGAGGUGCUGUCUCCACAUUCAGUUGACUCAUUGACUAAGCUGAUUCUUGUGAAUGCCAUCUACUUCAAAGGAAGCUGGAAGUCCUUUGAACAACACAAAACGAGGGAAAUGCCUUUUAAAAUCAGCAAGAACAAAGAAAAACCUGUGCAAAUGAUGUUUCAGAAAUCUACUUUUCAAAUGACCUAUGCAAAAGAAAUAUUAACCAAAAUUCUACUGCUUCCUUAUGUUGGAGAGGAGCUGAAUAUGAUCAUCAUGCUUCCAGAUGAAAACACUGAUUUGAAAGCGGUGGAAAAAGAACUUUCUUAUGAGAGAUUCAUAGAAUGGACAAUGCCAGACAAGAUGCAUAAAGGAGAGAUGGAAGUUUUCCUUCCUAGAUUUAAACUGGAGGAAAAUUACAACAUGGAAGAUGUCCUUCAUAGUAUGGGCAUGGUCGACGCCUUUGAACAGGGCAGGGCAGACUUCUCAGGAAUGUCGUCUAAGAAGGGGCUGUACUUGUCCAAGGUCAUGCACAAGUCCUUUGUGGAGGUCAAUGAGGAAGGCACAGAAGCAGCAGCAGCUACCACCUUAAAAGUAGCUUUCUUGUGUCGCAGAUACCCCCUCAGGUUCUGUGCAGACCAUCCCUUCCUUUUCUUCAUCCAGCACAGGGAAACCAAUGGUAUUCUCUUCUGUGGCCGGUUUUCUUCUCCAUAAGGAAAUAGUAGUCAUUGAAUGUAGUCCUUCUCUUUUCUCUAACUGACCUACUUUUUCUCUACACCUCAUAGUGUACCUACAAACCCAAAGUGAUUUUAUUAUUGCAGUGGUCAAAAAUGAGAUAUUAGGAGCCUAAUUUUGAAAUUCCUUGUUCAGAACCCUUCUGUGUAUGUUUGUAGGUUAAAUAUUUUCUAAAGUUGGAAGUUGACAUUCUUCAAGGAUCUUGUGGUUACUUGGGCAGUGAUAUCUCUAACCAUUCAGCCAAACCACUCUGCUUGGAACUAGCUAUCUCCCUCUCCUUUGUUGCUACUUUUCUUUCUUCUCUGCUGAAUAGUAUUGACAUAUAGACCCAUUUUUAAUGAGAUAAUAGAGAGUGAAAUGGAGAAUGGGUAGGAGAUGUGGGCAGCAGGUCUCAGAAAUCCAUAGAAGCAACCUCUAUUCGAACUUUACCAGCAAUUCCGAGGCCAGCACAGAGGGUGAGAGAGCAGUUAACUCAGACCAGUGAGAAAUCAGUCCAAUUUCCUGUGCGUUUCUGCCUUAUUUGUAGUUUGCAUUCAUAGGGAUUAGUGGGUCACAAACCUGUUCAAACAUGCAACUAUUCACUUUCUCUGAAAAUUUAUAAUUGUUAUCAGGAGGCAGAGAUGAAUAGAUAAUGUUCUAUUCACAGUUUGAGACAGCUUCAUGGGUAUACAGUACAUGUCUUUCUAUUUUAUUUCAAAUAUUUUUUGAAAGGCACCUCAGGUUUCUGUAGCCAUUUGUAUUACAGGCUUGAAAUGAAAUUGCAGUGUUCAGUGAUAAGAGAACACAGUGAUUAGUUAGAUUGAAGAGGGAGAUUGGUACUGUUUUCUAGGGGACAGCAAAAAGGACUCAUUCCAUCAACACCUCUGCAGUCAGAAGAACCUUGGGCAGCCCCUUAUUUCACUGACACCACUCAUAUUUUCAUUCCACAGCUGGUUCACUUUUCCCUUUUGGCCCAAGCCAGCGAAUUAGCUGCAGGGAGGGAACAGGACUGAGGAGUACAAGGAAACAUCCACGUUGUAUGUGGGCUGAGAGAGGAAAGAGGGAGUAUCAGAGAUUGUAGUGUUUGUCAUUCUCAUUCUUCUGCCUCUUCUGCCCAACACUUGCACUUGGAAAGCGUAAUCCUAGGUGGGGAAUAAUCAGUUAAUGUGAUUCUUUCACUGCAGAGAGAGCUUCUGAGUGUUACAGCCAGGGGCAAUAGGCUGGCACCCUGUUCCUUAUGGAAAGGCAUGCCUUCUUGCACAGCCUUGCAGGAAGUCCAGUUAAGUAGGUUAGGAGUUGGGAGCUGGAAGUGUAAAUGGAGUAGCUUCCUACCAUCCAUGCAUGUGGGAAUGUGGUUUUUUUGUUUGUUUGUUUUUGUUUUUGUUUUGUUUGUUUUUUAUUUUUUUUUUUGACGGAGUCUCACUCUGUCACCAGGCUGGAGCGCAGUGGCACAAUCUCGGCUCACUGCAACCUCUGGUUCCUAGGUUCGAGCAAGUCUCCUGCCUUAGCCUCCCGAGUAGCUGAGAAUAUAGGCGCAUGCCACCACGCCCAGCUAAUUUUUGUAUUUUUACUAGAGAGGGGUUUUUACCAUGUUGGCCAGGAUGGUCUCGAUCUCCUGACCUUGAGAUCUGCCUGCCUCAGCCUCCCAAAGUGCUGGGAUCACAGGCGUGAGCCACUGUACCUGGCCAGGAAUGUGUUUUUUAAAUUGUUCCUGGGAUGAGAAUAUUCAGAUCCUAUCAAUAGUGAAUUAUAAAAGUUAAUGAUAUUGGUUUGAUCUGUUAUAGACCUAUAAUGCAAUCAGACUUUAGCCAUGUAAAUCACAAUACAUAAAAGGUAAUAAUAUACAUAUUGGCCAAGAGGAUCUUGUAAAAUUAUGUUUGUCAUAUUCUCUUUGAAGAGUUAUCAUUCAAUAUUUUAUUUCUGUCUUGUAAGGCCUGAAACCCCAUGUGCUGCCUUGACAUCUAUGGGCUUCUCAGGGCCUCAGAGGCCUGGCCAUGCAGUCCCCUGCUCUUGUCAGAGUCAGAUAUGUGCACCCUAUUCACUCACUGAGCAGGAAGGCUCCUCGCCCAUCUAAGUUCCCCUAUCAGCCAGUCAGCUGUACUCCACCUGGGUCUCAACCUGGCUCACUUCCCUGCCUGCCAGGAAACUUAUUCAACUAGCCUGUCACAUUUGGAGGAGCCAGGAAUCGCCUCUUCCUCUUGUUACUAUAAAGCCUGCCUUCCAUAGCCCCUGCUGGUUCACUGUAUUCCCAAAUGCAACUCUCCUGUGACCCUGCAUGGCAUGUGGUGACCUCCCUCCCUGUGAGCAGAUGUGACUAAUAAACUGCUGCCAAUUUCAUCUGUCCAUUGUCUCAUGCUAUGUGUCUGGUUAUCUCCUACUAGUUAGUGGGGAAGAUCCCUCCUUCACCAACAAGGUGAAUAUGAGAUAAUCAAAACAACUACAAUUCAGUGAAAGGUGCAGCCUCCCAAAUAAUGAUUCCAUGUCUUUUGUGAAAUUGCACUAAGACAUUUCCUUUACAUUAUGUAGUGUUUCUUGUAAGUAUCCACAAAGUGAGUUCCAUUUAGAACUGAAUUAUAGGAAAAAAAGUUGAUCUCACCUCCUCAGAUAUGUUUACCGAAUACCUUCUUUGCAUUGGACAUUUUGCAUAGAUUAUUUAAUCCUCAGGGAUAAUAAACCCAAGAGGAAUCCGAGACUCAGAAGUUAAGUAGCUUGAACAAGUUCUUGUGGCUAGCAACGAGGUAGAAUGUGGAUCCAAUGUCUGGUAAUGCCAAAAACUGGAAAAUUACUCAAACAAGCCUGGUACAUCUAGAAGAGCCAUGGGCAAUCUCUUCCUCUUGUUAUCGUGAAACUUACCUAUAUCAGCUCCUACCAGAAGGGCAGCUGUCAGCACAGUGCAGGAAGAGUAGGGACCAGAAACCUGUCUCCCUUUAACAUGAAGUCUGAUUUCUUUGGCUGUGUUAUCCCAUCUGAAAAGUGGGGCUCAGAAACUUCCGGCACCAAAAGCACAUCAUGUUUGAUCCAGGGAUGAGCAUCCUGGGAUAUGGACCUAAGGUCAUCUGGGUGCUAUGAACUCUGCAAGCAUUUCUACCCCCUCCAGGAGUCCUGAAUGGAGGUCCUGAGAGCCUUCACUCCUCCUAUGCAUCAAUAAGUGGGAACUCUAAGGCUCUUGAAUCCCUCUUCUCAAAGAGGGCUGCAGGGCCACAGUUGCAAAGGAGAGGUCCAGAACAGGGGAUGGUUUGGAGACUGAGAAGAUGGAUGCUGUACCUGCACGAAGUCCCCCUCCAGAAGCUGAUGCACUUCUGCAUGGGAAAGGUGGCCUUUCCUUUCCUGACCUGAAGCUUCUGUGUUGAAGGAGACGGAGUGGGAGAGGACUGGAGGCAGGUUUCCAGUCAUGUGGGCUUGCUGCACAAGCUGACAUUGAUCUGAUACUCACAGGUCAUAGCGUCAUAGCAUGGACCAUGCACACCUGAUUGGCAUAUCUAGUGGCUGUUGGGGAACGCAGCAUAAAAUUCCUCUCCCACCAAUACUAGUAUUGACUUCAGAUGUAGUUUUCUUUCUUUCGUUUUCUUUCUUCUUUUUUCUUUCUUUCUUUCUCUUUCUUUCUUUCUUUCUUUCUUUCUUUCUUUCUUUCUUUCUUUCUUUCUCUUUCUUCUCUCUCGCUCUUCUUUCUUUCUCUCUCUCUCCCUUCCUUCCUUCCUUGCUUCCUUCCUUCCUUGCUUCCUUCCUUCCUUCCUUCCUUUCAAGACAGAGUAUCGCUCUGUCACCCAGGCUACAGUGGUGCAAUCUCAGCUCACUGUAACCCCCGCCU